AUGGGUUUUCUCUUUAUCUUCAGCUUGUUUGCGUGCUUUCUAUUUUACUUCUUUGCCCGCCUUUGUGGGAAGUACGGGGGUUUUCGUGCCUUUUGGCGACGACGCGGCUGGCAUCGUGUGGUGUCGCUGGACCCCGAUAUGGCAGACUCGAGACAUACGGGAGGGAUCUCGGCCUCAGCUGUUCACGUCACUGGCCGAGUGUUGGAGUCUACCACGGAUGUGGAGCUGGCAGGCGUUGUACCACCAGAACGGGCGUCGAGGAGGAAGAACGAAGGCGGCCUAUCACUGCUGCACCGGCGAAGCGAAAAAGACAGUGAUGACUGGAGCUGGAACGAGGACGUAUAG
Messenger RNA from Trypanosoma conorhini, 345 nucleotides. RefSeq lists its product as uncharacterized. Bases 1 to 345 code for a protein of 114 amino acids. The transcript has a single exon. NCBI's taxonomy places the organism in Eukaryota, Euglenozoa, Kinetoplastea, Trypanosomatida, Trypanosomatidae. The record is from RefSeq and is a predicted model, not a curated record.